Molecule: messenger RNA, 2047 nt
Organism: Vitis riparia (riverbank grape)
Lineage: Eukaryota; Viridiplantae; Streptophyta; Magnoliopsida; Vitales; Vitaceae
Product: zinc finger protein ZPR1-like
Cellular component (GO): cytoplasm; nucleus
Molecular function (GO): zinc ion binding
Source: RefSeq, a predicted model, not a curated record
GGUUCCUCUGGGGUGUUCCAGAAAGGAACCUUUGUGUAUUUAUUUUUCUUUUUGCUUGAUACCUCGAGUGUUUCGUUGGUUUUGGUCCAAAAUUGAAGCAGAAUGGAGAAAUCAGGAGAGCAAAUGGUGGAUGUGAGGUCGGUGGUCGAAGCCAUUUCGACUGAUAAUGAAGAUGCACCUUUGUACCAGGUCGAGAGCCUCUGCAUGCGCUGCACCCAAAACGGAACAACAAGGUUUUUGUUUACUGAAAUUCCACACUUCAGGAAGAUAUUGUUGUCAGCCUUUGAAUGCCCACAUUGUGGUGAGAGGAACAAUGAAGUUCAGUUUGCUGGUGAAUUACAACCCAGAGGGUGUUCUUACAGUCUGCAUUUUUCAGCGGGUGAUCAGAAGAUGCUCAACCGACAGGUAGUGAAAUCAGAAUCUGCCACUAUCAAGAUUCCUGAAUUGGAUUUUGAGAUCCCUCCAGAGGCUCAGCGUGGAAGUCUAUCAACAGUGGAAGGAAUAUUGACAAAAGCCGUGGAUGAUUUACAGGCCCUUCAAGAAGAACGCAAGAAAGUGGAUUCUCAGACUGCGGAAGCAAUAGAUCAGUUUUUGUUAAAAUUGAAGGCUUGUGCAACAGGAGAUUCAUCUUUCACCUUCAACCUGGAUGAUCCUGCUGGCAACAGCUUCAUUGAGAACCCGUUUGCUCCAUCUCCGGAUCCAUCAUUAACUAUCAAGUUCUACAAGCGAAGCCCUGAGCAACAAGCAUCAUUGGGCUACCUUGUUGACUCAUCACAGUUGGGAGAGUCUUGUGAUGAGGAGUCAAUAAAAGAAGUACGGAAUACAUCUUCAAUGAAAAGAGAACCACAUGGAUCAAUUGGAGCCGCAGCCGGCCAUCGAGCUAUUGCUCAGGUUAAUAGUGCAGAGAUUGCUGAAAAUUUGUUUCGAUAUUCUACACCAGAAGAGGUAAUGACUUUCCCAUCAACAUGUGGAGCUUGUGCUGCAAGAUGCGAGACCCGAAUGUUUGUCACCAACAUUCCAUAUUUCCAAGAAGUAAUUGUUAUGGCUUCAUCUUGUGAUGGUUGUGGCUACCGAAAUUCCGAGUUGAAGCCUGGUGGUCGAAUUCCUGAUAAAGGAAAGAAAAUUACUGUUUGUGUGAAGAAUGUUAAUGAUCUAAGCCGUGAUGUAAUAAAGUCAGAUACUGCAGGUGUGAGAGUCCCAGAGCUUGACUUGGAGCUGGCUAGUGGCACUUUGGGUGGAGUUGUUACAACUGUUGAAGGCUUGAUUACAAAAAUUUGUGAAAACCUUGAGAGAGUACACGGAUUUACUUUUGGGGACAGUCUCGAUGAUUCUAAAAGAAGCAAAUGGCAAGAUUUCAGAGUGAGGCUAAGCAAGCUUCUGAGUCUGGACGAGCCUUGGACUUUAAUCAUUGAUGACGCUCUAGCAAAUUCUUUUGUUGCACCAACCACUGAUGAUAUCAAAGAUGACCAUCAGUUAACGUUUGAGGAAUACGAGAGGUCAUGGGAGCAGAAUGAGGAGCUGGGUCUUAAUGAUAUGGACACUUCUUCAGCAGAUGCCGCAUACAACUGAUGGGUAUCGAGUGUAAUAGGAGAAGACAAAUGGCUAAUCUCUUCCUUUGUUGUGAUGAUACUGUAUUGUCACCAUCUCCAGUUGAGGAAUACGAGAGGUCGUGGGAGCAGAAUGAGGAGCUGGGUCUUAACGAUAUGGACACUUCUUCAGCAGAUGCCGGAUACAACUGAUGGGUACUGAGUGUAAUAGGAGAAGACAAAUGGCUAAUCUCUUUUCCUUUUUCUUUUUCUUCUGGAAGGGAAAUGUAUCUUCUAGUUUAACCCCAUGCAGCAUUUCAAAUUGUUUGUGUUAUGGUUUUGAUUUCAAAAAGUAAAAUCUUAGCAAUCAAUGUACUAUUAAUCUUAUCACAUCAUCUGGUGUUGGAUAUGACUGGAAAAAAGUUGCUAUCUGCUCAGUAGAUUUCAGGACAUUGUAUAAUGGACUGGUUGGAAGAAUCACAUUGAUUAUUUUUCUUAAAUUCUAUAAUGCUUUUUACUUA